CAUCGUCGCCUCAAGACCGAAGGACCUCGUUCACUUCUCCUACCCGUGUCACAUACUUAUUCCAGGUGGCGACGAACAAACCCGAUGCGUGUGUCAAAACAUCGACUGGCUGUGGACGACACUGCCUCUCACCGGCAAGGCUGACGCGCCAGCUCUUCCUGGGCGGGUAGGCUCCAACAUAUCCGGAACUGCAUCACAUACAAAUGCAAUGGAGAGGCCAAUGUAUGGUUACGGACAGAUUCCGUUGCCCGAGCAAGGAGUUUCUCUCUCGCCAUUGCCUGUCCAGCUAAAGCAGGGACUCCUCGCCUCAGCUAUCCUUGCUGGGCUUUCGAUCGCCUCGGCCACAUGGCUGUUUCUCUACCUCACCUGGAGGAUCGUCAAGUGGAAGUUCUUUCCCAGGAGGAGACCACGGCCAACUCCAGAUGAUCGGUUCAACGUCGACCUCUCGCUGGGCUUGUCUGAAGAGCAUUACCGGCAGUACAUCCAGUCCACACAGGCCAGUAGAGGUGGUCGCACGGCACCUCUCCGGAGGCUCUCGUCGGGGACUGUCAUCACGACAAAGACGGCUGUCACAACUGCCGAGGCAGCCUCUGUCCUCGAAGACGAGCAUUCGAAUCCCAUCAUCAUUCUCAUCUACCACUUGCUCCUUGCCGACGUUCAGCAGUCUGCCGCCUUUGUCAUCAGUGCUUACUGGCUACAGUACGACGGCAUAUACGUGCCGUCGGUGCCGUGCUAUGCCCAGGGCUGGCUUCUGGGUGUGGCCAAGCUUGCUGCCGCCGGCUUUCUUUCCAUCAUUAGUAUCAACACCUAUUUGGCUCUUGUAUGGGGCUACAAGGCUUCACGCAGGUCGAUAUACAUUGCGAUUGCGCUUAAUUGGGUCUUUUCGUACGGAUGUACAUUGGGCGGGGUCCUGGGCACCAAGACUGGUCUGGCUCAGGGCGGCUACUACACUCGAGCAGGUGCAUGGUGUUGGAUCAACCCUCGAUACGAGUCUCUUCGGCUUUGGCUUGAAUACUUCUGGAUAUUCCUUGCCAUGGGAUUAACGACCGUUCUACAUGGUCUUGUCUUGUGGUCUUUGUGGAGGAACAGACACUCGGCUCGUUUCUUACCCCGUCAAGCAUCCUGUCGGGCCUCCAUAGCGACCAUGGCAGGUUGCCUCAAGAUUUUCCGCCGCGUCGAAAAGGUCGAGUCACAGGCAGAGGAACUCGGACGUCCGUCAGGCCAUCAUCCCGCUUUCCUGCUGUACCCUCUUGUUUAUGUCGUGUGUGUUGCACCCUUGGCAAUCGCAAGGUGUGUGGACAUGUCUCGAGGUUCCGGGAGUGUAAACCCCGGGUACUAUAUGGUCGCAGGGGCUCUGCUCGCUUGCCAUGGCUGGUUGAAUGUGCUCCUCUGGACCACCACCGUCAUCUUUGUCAGUCCGAGUGAUGCCAAAGAGACAGGACUGGACAGGUUUGCGUUCAUGAGAACACCGCACGAGAGGCGCUUUGGCAACAUGAUAUGGGUUGAGGGCGGCACGAGCGCAAGUGAAACCCCUGGAGGUGGUCCUCCUCCGACAGUGAUCGCUCGAAUGAGGGCUUGGCGGAUGCAGCGCCUGCCUUUCUUUCGGUCUGGACGCAGCGAUAUUCCGCGACACGGUCGUCCCUCGAGAUCUUUCCGUAACAGUCUAGCCGCCAGCGGGUAUCCGGGCCCAAACAGCAUCAGCCAAGAGUCACUCCAACGUAGUGUAAGAGGUGAGCAGGAAGUCGCAUCGAUGCCGGAAGGGACACUUGGAGGGAUCCAAAUGGAGGUCGUAACGACCAUUGUGGUCGAACGGGAGGAGGACGUAGGGUUCGGCCACGCCGACUUCUUGGGUUUCCCGCAUGAAGCUCCAGCACGGUCGGUGCAUACCACUUCACAAAAGGCGUCACUGGAAGGAUAUGAUGACUGGCGAACAUAAACACGGGAAACCUAGCAACAUUGGGAAAAUGAUCAUCAACUUGGGCGCAGGCAAAGAUA
Microdochium trichocladiopsis is the source of this 1995-nucleotide messenger RNA. RefSeq lists its product as uncharacterized. Gene Ontology annotation, cellular component: plasma membrane. Gene Ontology annotation, molecular function: G protein-coupled receptor activity. The record is from RefSeq and is a predicted model, not a curated record. NCBI's taxonomy places the organism in Eukaryota, Fungi, Ascomycota, Sordariomycetes, Xylariales, Microdochiaceae. The transcript is spliced from 2 exons. Gene Ontology annotation, biological process: adenylate cyclase-activating G protein-coupled receptor signaling pathway. The coding region runs from base 209 to 1936 and encodes 575 amino acids.